Coturnix japonica (Japanese quail) is the source of this 3461-nucleotide messenger RNA. RefSeq names its product glutamate metabotropic receptor 8 (gene GRM8). Gene Ontology annotation, biological process: G protein-coupled receptor signaling pathway. The record is from RefSeq and is a predicted model, not a curated record. Gene Ontology annotation, molecular function: G protein-coupled receptor activity. Gene Ontology annotation, cellular component: membrane. NCBI's taxonomy places the organism in Eukaryota, Metazoa, Chordata, Aves, Galliformes, Phasianidae.
UAGCAACAACGUCUUCAGAGAAAAUGGUAAACGAAGGAAAACGAUUAGUUUCCUGCCAUUGUUUCUUCCUGUUAACAGCCAAAUUCUGCUGGAUUCUCACUCUGAUGCAAAGAACUUAUGGUCAGGAAUAUGCCCACUCCAUCCGACUGGAUGGGGACAUCAUCUUGGGAGGACUGUUCCCUGUCCAUGCGAAAGGGGAUAGAGGGGUGCCUUGUGGGGAGCUCAAGAAGGAAAAAGGGAUCCACAGACUAGAGGCAAUGCUGUACGCAAUCGAUCAGAUUAAUAAAGACCCUGAUCUUCUUGCCAAUAUCACCUUAGGUGUCCGGAUCCUUGAUACAUGUUCCAGGGACACUUAUGCAUUGGAGCAAUCCUUAACAUUUGUACAAGCGUUGAUAGAGAAAGAUGGUUCAGACGUGAAGUGUGCUAAUGGCGACCCACCAAUUUUCACUAAGCCAGACAAGAUAUCAGGUGUGAUAGGUGCUGCAGCAAGUUCCGUGUCCAUUAUGGUUGCAAAUAUUUUAAGACUUUUUAAGAUACCUCAAAUCAGCUAUGCAUCUACAGCUCCAGAACUGAGCGAUAACACCAGGUAUGACUUCUUCUCUCGAGUUGUCCCACCUGACUCCUACCAAGCACAGGCCAUGGUUGACAUUGUGACAGCUCUUGGGUGGAACUAUGUGUCAACAUUGGCUUCUGAAGGAAACUACGGAGAGAGUGGCGUAGAGGCAUUCACCCAGAUCUCUAGGGAAAUCGGAGGUGUUUGCAUUGCUCAGUCACUCAAAAUUCCUCGGGAACCAAGACCAGGAGAAUUUGAAAAGAUCAUCAAACGCUUAUUAGAAACUCCAAAUGCUCGAGCGGUGAUCAUGUUUGCGAAUGAAGAUGAUAUUAGGCGAAUACUGGAAGCAGCCAAAAAAGCUAAUCAGUCUGGACAUUUCCUUUGGAUUGGCUCAGAUAGUUGGGGGUCAAAAAUUUCACCAGUUCAGCAUCAGGAAGAAAUUGCAGAAGGAGCAGUAACCAUCCUGCCUAAAAGAACAUCUAUAGAUGGAUUCGAUAGAUAUUUUCGGAGCCGAACACUUGCUAACAAUCGAAGAAACGUAUGGUUUGCAGAAUUUUGGGAGGAGAACUUUGGAUGCAAGUUAGGAUCCCAUGGAAAAAGAAAUAGCAACAUCAAGAAAUGCACAGGCUUAGAAAGAAUUGCAAGAGAUUCAGCAUAUGAGCAAGAAGGAAAAGUUCAGUUUGUAAUUGACGCAGUAUAUUCCAUGGCCUACGCACUACAUAACAUGCACAAAGAUCUCUGUCCUGGAUAUAUCGGUCUGUGUCCAAGGAUGAGCACAAUUGAUGGUAAAGAACUGCUUACCUAUAUCCGGGCAGUAAACUUUAAUGGGAGUGCUGGAACACCUGUUAUCUUCAAUGAAAAUGGAGAUGCUCCUGGACGUUAUGAUAUUUUUCAGUAUCAGAUCACCAACAAGAGUACAGAAUACAAAAUAAUUGGUCACUGGACCAAUCAACUUCAUCUAAAUGUAGAAGACAUGCAGUGGGCUAAUAGAGAGCACACUCAUCCGGCAUCUGUCUGCAGCCUACCCUGUAAAGCUGGGGAAAGAAAGAAAACCGUGAAGGGGAUACCCUGCUGCUGGCACUGCGAGCGCUGCGAAGGAUACCAGUACCAGGUGGAUGAAUUCACUUGUGAACUUUGCCCCAUCAAUAAGAGACCGAACGCCAACCGUACAGAUUGCCAGCUUAUCCCCAUAAUCAAACUGGAGUGGCAUUCCCCGUGGGCCAUUGUGCCCGUCUUCAUAGCUAUCCUUGGUAUAAUUGCCACCACCUUUGUCAUCGUGACAUUUGUCCGGUACAACGAUACUCCGAUCGUCAGGGCCUCUGGACGGGAGCUCAGUUAUGUGCUCUUGACUGGGAUUUUUCUCUGUUAUUCCAUUACUUUUUUAAUGAUUGCCACACCUGAUACAGUGAUCUGCUCAUUUCGGAGGAUCUUCCUAGGACUUGGCAUGUGUUUCAGCUAUGCUGCCUUGCUUACCAAAACAAAUAGAAUUCACAGAAUAUUUGAACAGGGUAAGAAAUCAGUCACAGCUCCCAAAUUCAUUAGUCCAGCUUCCCAGCUGGUGAUCACUUUCAGUCUCAUAUCCUUGCAGCUUAUUGGAGUCUUCAUCUGGUUUGCUAUUGAUCCACCACACACCAUAGUAGAUUAUGGAGAGCAGAGGACUCUUGAACCAGAAAAUGCCAGGGGAGUUCUCAAAUGUGACAUUUCAGAUCUGUCUCUCAUUUGUUCCCUUGGAUACAGUAUUCUCUUGAUGGUCACAUGUACUGUUUAUGCUAUUAAAACAAGAGGGGUUCCAGAGACCUUCAAUGAAGCAAAACCUAUUGGAUUUACUAUGUACACAACCUGCAUAAUUUGGUUAGCUUUUAUUCCAAUCUUUUUUGGUACGGCCCAAUCAGCAGAAAAGAUGUACAUCCAGACAACAACACUUACUGUCUCCAUGAGUUUAAGUGCUUCUGUGUCUCUGGGCAUGCUCUACAUGCCCAAGGUUUAUAUUAUCAUUUUCCAUCCAGAGCAGAAUGUUCAAAAACGGAAGAGAAGCUUCAAGGCUGUAGUAACAGCUGCAACAAUGCAAAGCAAACUGUCCCAAAAAGGAAAUGACAGACCAAAUGGCGAGGUCAAAACUGAACUAUGUGAAAGUCUUGAAACCAACAGUAAGUCAUCUGUAGACUUUCCCAUGGUCAAGAGUGGCAGCACUUCCUAAUAGAUCCUCCUCAACCAAGACAACUUAUGUCAGUUACAGCAAUCAGGCAAACUGAGCAGGGAUGAAUUUAAAUGGAAGACUUCCAGGAUGGGAUCUUGCAAAGAAAGACUUUACCAUCACCAGAAUUCAGUCCUGCAAAUAUCAGUAGUCUACAUUCAAAUCAAUAGUCAGUCUCCUAAAGAACAAGGAUUAAACAAGAGGCAAAAGGAAAAAAGAGACAAGGGAAGGAAAAGUCCAGUUUCAUAUCAUAUACUGACAGUGUCAAAUCUCUGAACUUUUCACUCACAAAAGGAAGCAAAUCACAAAAGGAAAACAAAUGUUAGCUUGUUAAAAAAAAAAAAAAAAAAAAAAGCUGUUGAAAUAAAUCAUGUCUGAUGUUAUAUUUGUAAGUACUUUUUUGUGAUUGUGACAAUUUCCUUUCCUGUCCUACAUUGUUCAACUCGUAAAAGAAGAAGAGUUUGUUUCUUGUGAUGGCUGACUGAAUUAAGUCCUGGGUUAUGCUAAAAUAAAUGCAAUGGUCAAAGCAUGCUAAUUUUUAUACAAAAUAAUUUAUUUCUAAUAAUAAAGGAAUGUUUUGCAAAUGUUGAGACUUGUUUUGUUGCAGUUUUAAGAAAAAAAAAAAAAAGAAGUCCUUACACUGUUGUCUAUUGUUUGUUUAGAAUGUGCAGUAAAGGUGGGUGUACAAAUAAAAUAAUAAUCAUGGCAUCAGAA